Camponotus floridanus (Florida carpenter ant) is the source of this 3678-nucleotide messenger RNA. RefSeq names its product ubiquitin carboxyl-terminal hydrolase Usp2-like. Gene Ontology annotation, biological process: protein deubiquitination. Gene Ontology annotation, molecular function: cysteine-type deubiquitinase activity. The record is from RefSeq and is a predicted model, not a curated record. Lineage: Eukaryota; Metazoa; Arthropoda; Insecta; Hymenoptera; Formicidae. Gene Ontology annotation, cellular component: cytoplasm. Bases 355 to 3135 code for a protein of 926 amino acids. The transcript has 8 exons.
UCGACGCGAAUCGAUCGUCCUUCUCUCUACGCACGUACAUGUACAUAUACGUACGCACGGGUGUGCGAUUGGCCGCGUGUUCCGCCGAUUACCAACUUCUCGUUUUACCGACCCAAUAUAUCGUUUUGCGCCCAUUGGAAUUCGGACCGCGCGUUCCCGGUGACGUCAUCGUCAGGAUGGCCCGAUGAACUAGUUUCGCCGCGCGACUCUGUCCGCGACUUGUUUUUUCCUCGCCCCCCUCCUCCCUCUCCGUCUCCGAAGAAGGAAAUCGUGACGCGAGCGAUCGCCAAGUGUCACGGUCACGGGCACUCGACGGAGAAACUCAAGGAGGAGAUUGGCGAGUCGGGACGCGCAAUGUCGUAUCAUCGCAGCGGGCAGACGGGCGCCGUAGCGGUGUCGUACAGCACGAGUCCAAUGCCGCAUUCGCCCAACCGGAGAUACUCGAGCGGGACCGGUAGCGGCGGUACCGCCUCGUCCGGCAUCGGCGGCGCGACGUCCAAGUUCAAUACCUACCGGUCCUCCGUUGCCGGGACCUCCUCGCUCCUCGACCGACCCACCACCAGCUUCUACUCGCCGUCCUCGGCGGGUCUGCACUCCAGCUACAUCUCCUCGGAGUACAGGCGAUCCUAUUGCCCCCCGUCAAGCUUCUAUUCGUCGGCUUCUAUCGGCACGAGCAUCCGCAGGAACUAUUCGUCGGAGUACAGUCGGUCCAACUGCUCACCUGCAAGAUCAGUCUCAUCGUCGUCCUACGGCGAAACGGGUGGCGGUGUUGCGACGAGCACCGUCAACGGCACCAGCAGCGGCAGAUACUCUUCGACCUCAUCGUCCUCGAGAGAGCGCAAGAUCGACAACGUCGAUGCGGCCGCGGAUAUUAUCAGCAGGUACUCGCCAUCCAGUUACGUGCCGAAUAUUCAACGUCAGCAACAAGCGAGUAGCGGCAGCGCGCAUCACUGGAGGCAUCGUUCGACGUCGUCGUCUCUAAACGAGUUGUUUGGCGGCGACGAGCGCGAAGCGGAGCGCAGAGAUCUACGUCCAGAGUCUUCGCUCUCCUCGUCGUCCUCCUCCUCGUCGGCCGCCGUCGCCUCCACUACCGGCGCGGUCGGUGGCCUAUGGUCAAAAUCUACAAACAAGAGAAGACCGAUACCUACAAACAGCACGGUGCUCACCAUAGCUGCCGGGCAUGCACGCGCGGACAGCGCCGCGUCUCUUGCCGAGGUAACAAACAUUGUCGACGACGAUCAUAUUACGCGUAAGCUAAACGACGACGACGACGACGACGACGACGCUAACGACGACGACGACCACGACGACGGUACCAAAGACAUUAACGACGAUCGGCACAACAACAACGGCAACCUUGGCAACACCCGGCAGGAUAGCAACGACGAGGAUAUCGCGUGCGGAUACGGCGUAAACAACAACGACAACGACGACAACGACGAGGACGGGGACAACGACGACGAUAACAACGACGACGAUAAUCUCAACAAUCAUCGCUUCCAUCAACAGCGCCACCACCGAUCGGACGAGGUCUCGCCCGCUAAGCAUAAUCUUCUUUCUCCCGCCACCCCCGCUGGUGGUAGUGGUAGUGGUUUGAUUAGUGAUGUUAGUAGCCUUGACCUGUUAACUAACCACGCGACUAAUACUCGUAACGAACUGCUGAUCAAUAACAACGCUCGGAACAAGGUGACACAAGGGGAGGAAGAAGGCGAGAUCGCGACGAGCAACAAGGUAACGCGCGGCGCCGACGAUAUUCCGUCGAUCGUCACGUUUCUGCAAAAUAAUUGCAUCAACGACCGAGAUAUUUCCGAAGAUGGCGAGAAGGAAAGGAACGAUGGCUCGGAUGCUUUUGGCGGAGCGCCGCCGAUAGACAGCGUAGCCGGCAGACCGUCCGUUACGCACGGCGACGAUCCGUCCGUUCCUUCGACGUCGAGGAGAACCGAUCAGUCUGCUCUCUUCUCCAAUACCGGCCACCAGACAUCGUCCCCGACAAAUCCAUCCACGGCGCAUCAGAGUAUUUAUCGCAGUGUCAACGAGCAAUACGAAGGAAAUCCGACAAAUAGAUCAACACGUAAUCGUCUGCAAAUUUCGCGCGAUGAACGAUGUGGUCUAAACGGCUUACGGAAUAUUGGAAAUACAUGUUUCAUGAACAGCGUGAUUCAGUGCUUGAGCAACACGAGACCUCUGUUGGAGUAUUUGCUGAACGAACAAUAUCUGGCCGACAUAAAUACUACCACGUCGAGCAUGAAAGGCGCUCUGAUCAAAGCUUUCAGCCAAGUGAUCCACGAAUUGUGGGAGGUGGGCGGUGAUCACGUGGUAAACACGACCGCGCUCAAGUCUCAGAUACAGAGAUUCGCGCCACGUUUUAUGGGUUAUAGUCAACAGGAUGCUCAGGAAUUUCUCAGAUACUUGUUGGAGGGUUUGCACGAAGAUGUCAACAGAGUCACCACAAAGCUACCACCCAUACACGGAGAUAUACCCGAUAGUUAUACGGAUAUGCAAAAAGCGGUCGAGAGUUGGAAACGUUAUCUUCGCAGCGAAGACAGUAUGAUAGUCGAUGUUUUCGUCGGGCAAUUACGUUCGUCUUUACAUUGCACCUCUUGCGAUCACGUGUCGGUCACUCUCGACCCGUUCUGGGAUUUAAGUUUGCCAAUACCAGGCAGGAGUGGUACGGUGAAGCUGAGUCAAUGCUUGGAGCAUUUCACUCGAGAGGAGGUGUUGGACGGCGACGAAAAACCAACAUGCUCCAAAUGUCAAAUGAGAAGAAAGUGUACCAAGAGCUUCAGCAUACAGAAAUUCCCGAAAAUUUUGGUAAUUCAUUUAAAACGUUUCUCUCCGAUGGAACGUUUCCGCGGCAAGCUGAACGUGAUGGUGGACUUUCCGUUGACGGGUUUAGAUCUCAGUGCCUUUGCCGCCCCGAGAGUUCCGGGCUGUACAUACAAUCUGUAUGGAGUAGCGAAUCAUUCGGGUACGACGUACUCUGGUCAUUAUACCGCGUACUGUAAGCAUCCGUACUCGGGAGAAUGGCACGAGUAUAACGACAGCCGAGUGUCUGUCGUGUCGUCACGAUCGGUCGUUUCCAGUGAAGCCUAUGUACUGUUUUACGAACAACAGCCUCAUAGUUCUCACUUGUAACCUUACGCCACGUUAGAGAGCUAAACACAACCAUCUUGCCUCUCUCGAUACCUCAACUCAGCCUCAACAGCCUAGUAAAGAAACUCUGUCUUGCGAUAUAUCGAAAAGCGACUAAACAUUGAAACGGAAGCUCGGGCAGGUCGCGAUCGACCUUGUUGGCGAUGAGAGAAUCGCGUCUCUUCCUGCGAUACGUUUCUGGGUAUAACACACGGUACAAUGUCCCUUUAUAUGAAGAUGCAAGAUUAUGGGAUCGAUAAUUGGAUAUAUAAUUAAUGAUUAUACAUACUUUAUACGCACUUGACACGGGAAAUGAUUUCCGCAUAUCAAGUUUAAUCCGUAUGAAAUUAUUUAUUUCUUUUUUACUAGCAAAGACUAUGUUUUGCGAGAUAAUUUACAUUGCAAUCAUGUUUGUGAGAUAGGGCGAUACGUUUUUAUUUAUUAUUUUAAUCGCACGCGCAGGACUAUAAUAAAGCACUGUUUCGAUUGUUUGGAAGAGAAUAAAGAGGUACAACGAUACAAGUCGCCAAAGAUUGUACACACACA